CUGCAAGCGAGAGUCCAUCUUGGAGAACGGUUCUUUCAGCUCCGUUAAUUUUUUUUAUUUUUUUUUUUAUUUUUUUAUUUAUUUUUUACUGUAAGCCGGUUAAAUUGAGCUUAUUUCGCUUUUUGUGCAUGUGUCAUAUGUUAAGAAAAUCCAUGCGCAAUAACAAAUGUGAUAAAAAAAAAAAAUCCUUCUUUUUUGUAUCUUAAUGAGCUUAGAUGUUAGCAUGUAGCUGGUUUAGCUUUGCGUGCAUGUUGCUUUAGCUUUCGCUACUCCUCUUUAAUUACAUUUAUUUAAAAUGCUAUUGAGGUUAUACAUUUGAACGCCUGAUUUUAUUGUUGUAUUAUGUAUUUGCCAGAGAGACACUAAAUCAUAGUUUAAUGUAUAUCUUUACGUUGAAUUCUUUUGGUAUUAUCCAUGCUACUGCUCUCUUUCCAGCGUCAAACCGCGUAUUCACAUAAAUGUAAACGUUUCUUAUCUAAAGGUGAUCAAAAACUACUAGAAUGGCCGACGCAGAGCAUCAGUUCAUGGAGACCUCCGAGAACGGAAACGGAGCGGAAUUCACGGAGGCCGGAGCGGAUGAAGAGAACAGAGGCGCAGAGGGAGGACAGAUCGACGCCAGCAAGGGCGAGGAAGAUGCUGGUAAAAUGUUUGUUGGAGGACUCAGCUGGGACACCAGCAAGAAAGAUCUCAAGGACUAUUUUUCCAAGUUUGGGGAGGUGACCGACUGCACCAUAAAGAUAGAUUCAAACACGGGCCGGUCACGAGGGUUUGGAUUCAUCUUGUUCAAAGAUCCAGGGAGUGUUGACAAGGUGCUACAGCAAAAGGAACACCGACUCGACGGGCGACAGAUCGAUCCUAAGAGGGCAAUGGCCAUGAAGAAGGAGCCAGUGAAGAAAAUCUUUGUUGGUGGCUUAAACCCUGAAACCACCGAAGAGAAGGUCCGAGAAUACUUUGGGGCCUUUGGAGAGAUUGAAACUAUUGAACUGCCAACUGAUCCAAAGACGAGCAAAAGGAGGGGCUUUGUUUUCAUCACAUACAAGGAGGAAUCUGCGGUCAAGAAAAUCCUUGAAAAGAAAUACCACAAUGUUUGCGGAAGCAAGUGUGAGAUUAAAGUCGCCCAGCCUAAGGAGAUCUACCAGCAACAGCAGCAGCAGUACGUUAAUCGUGGAGGCUACGGCGGUCGUGGCAGGGGCCGUGGGGGCCAGAACUGGAACCAGGGAUAUAACAGCUACUGGAACCAGGGCUAUGGCAACCAAGGCUAUGGUGGCCAGCAGGACUAUGGCAGUUACGGUGGAUAUGGCAACUACGACUAUUCCUCUGGCUACUAUGGCUAUGGUGGAUAUGACUACAACCAGGGAAAUCCAAGCUAUGGGAAAACACCCAGACGUGGAGGCCACCAGAUUGGCUACAAGCCAUACUGAUCACAUAUAGAACAGGACUGAAGCAUUCUUAAACCAAGACUCUGACAUAGUGACAACAGCUGGUCACACAGACAUGGACUCCUUUACAGGACAAGAUCAUGAUCCAUUUGUACAGAACAGACUAAUAGGGGAAGCAAUGUCACUUUUCCACAUUUUUAUUUUAAUUUUAUUUUCCUUUGUCCACGUGCAUUUCCAGAGUUGGAAGUGUUAUUUUUACUGUACUUUUUGGUACCUUUUUUGAAUAAUGUAUUGUAUGGAUGUAUUUUACAUGUCUACUGGAUUUACCACAUGAGGUUCGGGAGCUGCCAGAGCUUUUGAAAUAAAACAAUGAGUAAUUUCCCCCAGUGUUUCCAUAUGUUUACUAUGCUUAUAUUUGCUUAUGUUCCUGCAAGUUGCAAGGCUACAAACCUGCAUAGAAUAGGAGAGUUUUUUGGUGUGUGUGUGUGUGUGUGUGUAAUAUAUAUAUAUAUAUAGGAAAAAUUAAAUAUCAUUGCAAGUAAUAGUCAAUGUCAGCAUUUUGGAUAAUAUUAGAAUUAAAUUUAUUUGCUUGGAUUUAAUAUGUAUUUUUUACCUGCCUUGGUUGUAAUGAAGCUAAAGCUUUCUCUGGACUCUAGUGAACCGAUUGUUUCUCACUAAUCUCAUUCCUAUAGUGUUUUGGUAGAAAUAAAUGAUUUGUAAGAUUU
Molecule: messenger RNA, 2104 nt
Organism: Myxocyprinus asiaticus (Chinese sucker)
Lineage: Eukaryota; Metazoa; Chordata; Actinopteri; Cypriniformes; Catostomidae
Product: heterogeneous nuclear ribonucleoprotein A/B-like
Exons: 8
Coding region: 501-1421 (306 amino acids)
Biological process (GO): regulation of gene expression
Cellular component (GO): nucleoplasm
Molecular function (GO): RNA binding
Source: RefSeq, a predicted model, not a curated record